UUCCAACCUUUUCUGCCACUUCCCUGCUGUAGGUGAAAUAAGGUGAAGAUCGUGGCACAAUGAAUAACAGCCAUCCUAAAGAGUUUGUUCUACUAGGCUUUGCAGAUCGUCCUUGGCUGGAGCUUCCUCUAUUUGCUAUUCUUCUUAUAACAUACCCCAUGGCCAUGGUAGGAAACACGGCCAUCAUUCUGGUGUCCAGGUUAGAUGCCCGUCUGCACAGCCCCAUGUAUUUCUUCCUCACCAACCUCUCCUUCCUGGACAUGUGCUACACCACAAGCAUCGUCCCUCAGAUGCUGUUCAACCUGGGAAGCACCAAGAAGACGACCAGCUAUGUGGGGUGUGCAGCUCAGCUUUAUUUCUUCCACAUAAGGGGGGGCACAGAAUAUCUGCUUCUGGCUAUUAUGUCUUUUGAUCGCUACCUGGCUAUCUGCAAGCCUCUACACUACACCCUCAUCAUGAACCCACGCAUCUGUAUCCUGCUGGCAUCCACUGUGUGGUUGACUGGAAUCACCUAUGCUGUCUCAGAGGCCACUGCUACCUUGCAGUUACCACAGUGUGGACUCAAUAAAUUGGACCACUUGCUGUGUGAGAUUCCUGUUCUGAUAAAGGCUGCCUGUGGAGAAAAGGCUGCUAACGAGCUCACACUCUCUGUGGUGUGUAUUUUUAUGUUAGCUGUCCCGCUAGGCUUAAUUCUUGCUUCCUAUGCUUGCAUUGGACAUGCUGUAUUUAAAAUUAAGUCUUCCGAGGGAAGGAAAAAGGCCUUUGGGACAUGUUCUUCCCAUCUCAUUGUAGUUUUCUUGUUUUAUGGUCCAGGCAUUAGCAUGUACCUUCAGCCCCCCUCCUCCAUCUCAAGAGACCAGCCCAAAUUCAUGGCGCUCUUCUAUGGAGUAGUGACCCCUGCGCUGAACCCUUUCAUCUACACCUUGAGGAAUAAGGAUGUGAAGGGGGCAUUAGGCAACCUAGUCAGGGGCAUUUUUGCAUCCAAGUGAC
Messenger RNA from Leopardus geoffroyi (Geoffroy's cat), 990 nucleotides. Its product is annotated as olfactory receptor 2B6-like. Gene Ontology annotation, biological process: G protein-coupled receptor signaling pathway. Gene Ontology annotation, cellular component: membrane. NCBI's taxonomy places the organism in Eukaryota, Metazoa, Chordata, Mammalia, Carnivora, Felidae. Bases 60 to 989 code for a protein of 309 amino acids. Gene Ontology annotation, molecular function: olfactory receptor activity; G protein-coupled receptor activity. The record is from RefSeq and is a predicted model, not a curated record. The transcript has a single exon.